AUGCUCAUUCGAGACGUAAUUCAAUCUCAAAAUUACUUUCUUUCAGGUUUGUCCAAAGAAGGUGUGACACUCGACCAGAUUAAUAGCGUGGUAAUUACGCAUGGUCACCCUGGUCACAUGGGCAACAUAAACUUCUUCGCACAGAAGCCCAUUCUGUUCCACUCGAUGGAAUACAUUGGUCGUCAUGUCACACCUACAGAACUGAACGAACGUCCCUACCGCAAACUCUCCCCUCAUAUCGAAGUAUGGAAGACGCCCGGACAUACGCAGCAAGAUCUCUCUGUCUUGGUCCACGAUGUGGCUAGUUACGGAACAAUGGCAAUCGUCGGUGAUCUUAUACCGAGCGAGGCACUGCUGAGUGAAAAGCGUGACGCUCUGGACGCGGAGACCGUUUGGGACUCAGCCAUCAAACGUCAAAAUGCAAAUCUUAUCAUAUGUAUGGCCGACUGGAUCGUCCCUGGACAUGGUCAACCGUUCCGUGUUCUUCCACAUUACAGGUAA
Haemonchus placei is the source of this 501-nucleotide messenger RNA. The record is from the annotation of a GenBank genome assembly. NCBI's taxonomy places the organism in Eukaryota, Metazoa, Nematoda, Chromadorea, Rhabditida, Trichostrongylidae.